This is a messenger RNA of Pectinophora gossypiella (pink bollworm), 3718 nucleotides long. RefSeq lists its product as uncharacterized. Lineage: Eukaryota; Metazoa; Arthropoda; Insecta; Lepidoptera; Gelechiidae. The transcript is spliced from 3 exons. Gene Ontology annotation, biological process: nucleolar large rRNA transcription by RNA polymerase I; RNA polymerase I preinitiation complex assembly. Gene Ontology annotation, cellular component: RNA polymerase transcription factor SL1 complex; RNA polymerase I core factor complex. Gene Ontology annotation, molecular function: RNA polymerase I core promoter sequence-specific DNA binding. The coding region runs from base 222 to 3263 and encodes 1013 amino acids. The record is from RefSeq and is a predicted model, not a curated record.
UGUUGCCAGAAAGAGAUGUUGAGUUAUGCAUAUCGCACUUGAGUAAAUGUAAUGUGAUUUAGGUAUUCAUAGUAGCACUUCAAAAACCGCGAAAUAUCGGCAUGGUUUUCACGUGUUAUUUUCGUUUUAAAUAAUUGCAAUAAAUUGUAAAACGUGAUUUUUAAGUGUAAUCUGUGAAAUUUAUUAUUAAUAGUAUAAAUUCUCCAUGAUUAUUUAGCAAAAUGAAGCAAGAUCCGUGUUCGGUGUGUGGCGGAACAGACAUGAACCUUAUAGAUGGAUUUUACUAUUGUGUAGAGUGUGGUACUCAGGAUGUGAACGCUCAGGAGACUAUAGUGGAGCACACAGUGCUCGCCGAUGGCACAUUCGCUCACGCUGCCACUAGAAAAUUCACCACAGUCCUGAAAGAUGCUGUCGAAAUGAGCGAAGAAUGGCACAAAUGGCAUGCCUUCAACUUCAUCCUGGCCGGGCUAGUGGAUGAGCUGACAGACCUUGGAGCACCACCCGGGUUCCGGAUGAAGGUCAUGUGGAUAUGGACUCGGUACAUCAAGGCGUAUCAGGAUAAGGAGAAGAUGGGUAUGCUUGCUAGUGCUGACAAGGAAGAGGUAAAAAAAUCCAAACUGUUUAUAUUUGAAGAUGAAGUAGAAGAAGAAAGUGCUGCAGAGAGUGAAGAAGACAUUGAAAAGAACAUAGUUAGCAAGCGUAAGCGAAGAAAUGCUCGUACAAAGAAAGAAAGUGUAGCAAGAGCUAAGGCAAGUGUCAAAGUUGUUACCAAAGGCUUAUUGUUAGCUAUUCUUUAUCUAGCACUAAAUUUCUGUCAAAGUCAAAUACAAUUAUCCCAUAUAUUAAGGUUCGUUAGAGAGAGGCGACUGAGUAUUGUACAUUGCACAAGAUUUGUGCCAAAAGAACUGAAUGUAAAGUCCAUUCCACACUGGAGAAACUUUGUAAACUGUAGGGAGUAUACCUCGAAAGGUAUCCUGCAAAUUGCAAUGUCACUUAUCAAAUCUUUGAAAUUAGGCCCUCCAUUAGUGCCAGAUUUAAGAAAAAUUGUAGACAAUUUGGUAACAGAUCUUUGCCUUCCAAAAGAGUUCAAGAAUUUAGUUUAUUCCCUAAUGCAUUACAUUCCAUGUGACUUUUUGGCAGUAGAUUAUAAGUUUGCAAAUAGGGCUCUAGUGAGAGUACCAGAUUUCGAAGGUGUUGUGAUGGCUUAUAUUCUCAUAGCUUUGAAAAUGACUUUCGGGUUAGAUGAUCAAUAUGAAAUUACUCUAUCUAAUGCUGUUGAGCAAAUAAAUGACGAAGAAAAUCGAUUGAAAUCUCACAAGUUGGGCUUGUACUCGCAACCAACAGAUAGAUUAUUUUCAUUCCGUGAAUGGUGCAACUUUUUGCAGUUUAGAAAGAAAAUGUUAUGUAAAUAUUAUUUGCCAAUGGCACAACAACAUAAUUUAGACAUUGAUGACCGAGUUUUCAUGGAACAGCUAGGGUCUCGACGCAAACGCAAAGACGAACUGAGUGACGAAGUAAUAAUGGACAUUCUAAAUAAGUUACCUUGGAGAGAUGACGGGAAGGCCAUACCCAUAUCCGAAUUUACAGCAACUCUGACGCCAAUGUCUAAUUACACCGAUGUAAUUUUACAAUAUGUAUUAGAUACCGAUCUAAAGCUCUUAUUGAGCGAAGAUUUCACCCAAUACUCGCUGAAAUACACAUGUCAGGACUUGAUGCUUGUAAUCAAUGAAAAAAACUUGAUAACAGGCGUGAGUGAAGAAAACAAAACUAUAAAUCGAAUGAUAAUAGGUACUCUGGUCGCCAAGGAAGGAGAUUACAGUAUGGUAUUUGUUAGAAAUUGUGACAAUAAGAAUUGGUUGAAAACUAGACAGCCUACAAAAGACCAUGUUAUUAAAACAGAUGAGCAUGAGAGUAGUGACAAAGAUAAUGAUCCUGGCUAUGAUUCUAAUAAUACAGAAACUAGUCCAAUUGAGAAGGAAGUCGUAGUAACAAAUGAAGAUAGUGAUGAUGAUGAUACACCUGAGAGAAAGCUAGAAACAAUUGAGGAAGAAGCGGAAGGCACGUCAAUAUUUGAUGACCCUUUUGAUGACAUAAAUGAAGAUAAAAAAAGCACAAUAGAAGAACUUGAUAACGAUGGUGAUGUCAGUGACCAGUUCAAUAAUGCUUCAAUAAAUCUAGAUAAUUUAGUUAAGAGUUUUACUGGCGAAUCCAGUUUCAUACCAGCCAAAUUCAACCCAGAAACCUUUGAUAGAGAGCAGACAAUCAAGGAAUGUAUAUUAAUGGCAUGUAAAAAAUAUAGAAUACCAGUACCAAAGGAUCCUAAUCCUAGAAAAAGAAGGAACCCUUUCAUUCGAGGUGAAGCUGGUGUAAGUGAUGCGAAAAGAACGAGGGUUGAUAGAACGAGUAAUGUGAAAGAGGGUAAGAUAGAGACGGAUAGAAUAAUGAGUGCAUAUUACGCUAACUUACAAAAAGAUUUACUGGACAAAGUAUCAGAACAUGUGAAGUCAUUUGUUCAAGAGUACCAAGACAACUUCAAUAUUGACGAUACAUUAAAUAAAACUUGUGAUCUAUCAAGCAUACAUAAUGAUAGUCAAAUAAAAGAUGAAGUCAUGGAUAAUGAAGCAGCUUGUGAAGAUAAAAGUUUAGUUGAAAUUGAUAGCACUGAUAAACAAGUAGACUCUAGUAUUAUGGAGGGUAAUAGUGAUGAAGAAAACAUCCCAGAUGAUCCUUUACGGAAGGAGUCAAACCCCGAAUUCGACGAAAAAACUCACGAUACUAAACAACUUUACGUGAAAUACGAUGAAGACUUUGUAUUUGAUGGCAUUUUAGAUAUUGAAGAUCCAGAAAUAGACAAAAUUAUUGCUAAAAAAAUUGAAGAGUGUAAAUUUAAUGAACCAGUAAUACAUUGCCCUAAAGACUUGACACCAGAAGAGGACAAAAGUGACUCUGAUGAUUCUGAAGAAGAAAGUCUAUUAGAAUACAAAAAUAAGCAAGAUGACAAAUAUUUUGAGCCUUUGAUUGAAGAAUCUACCGAAAUAAAAAAGUUUAGUUAUUGGACAAGGCAUUACGCGUCAGCUAUGAUGAGGAGAAAUGCAGAUUUAAAGUUGAAAUUUGACUUGGAAAUCAAGCAGAAUUGUCCGAAAAGUUUUAACUUUGUCAUUCAAGAAUGCGCAGCCAUUUUGGACUGCACAGCAUUCUCACUUUACAAACAUAUUCAGUUUUUAGAGCAACAGUUACUUAAUAGAGCUGUGAAACUAAAAUAAAAUUAAGUUCAGAAUCUGCACCACGGUCAUAGAAUAAAACUGUACUACAUACAGAGCGGUAACUACGCCCCGGGACAAUCCGCAUCCGGCGCUAACCUCACCCCCUCUGGGUCUUUAGUCUUAAUAGCCGUAAGCUAAGGAGUAAGGGGGAGCGCGCGCGAACGUCCUGUCUCGCUCGCUCCUACGCCAUAAGGCGGCACACGGUAAGAAAGAUUUUUGUAUCGAGUGUGUGUAAGUGAUAUUCGCUAAAAGGCGACGAUUAACUCAAUACCUACCUCUCCGGUUACUUGAGGAGACUGUUUAUGUUUUAAGUUUGUAUAGUAAUUAUAGGACAAAAUCCGCCUUGAUAAUAGGGUAGUUUCAUACUAGUCAAAUCAGUUACUUUUUACUAAACGUCAACAUACGAAAUUACUAUGUAAUUUUUAUGAAAAAGCAACCUGUGACGUCAUAGAAAA